Molecule: messenger RNA, 1962 nt
Organism: Calliphora vicina (urban bluebottle blowfly)
Lineage: Eukaryota; Metazoa; Arthropoda; Insecta; Diptera; Calliphoridae
Product: zinc finger protein 615-like
Exons: 3
Coding region: 64-1833 (589 amino acids)
Source: RefSeq, a predicted model, not a curated record
AUUUUUUUUUGUUUGCAUUAACUGCAUUUAAACAGCAAAAAACUUAAAAAAUUAUUUUCAAAAAUGGCAACAAAAAUGCUAAACAUGCCGGAUUAUACUGGCUAUAUAAAAUGUGGAGAAAUUCUAAAAUCACCUUUACCGAAUUACCAAUAUCCAUUAAUUUUAAAAUGUUAUCAAUGUGAUAAAAUAAAUUUCAUUUUGGAAUCAUUUAUUAUACAUAUUCAGGAGCACUGUAAUGAUGGUGUUGAAUCAAAAGAAAGUGUUGAUAUCAAAAUUGCAUGUGAUAAUGAAGUGGAGCCUAUUGAACAUCCUUUAAUUAAAAUAGAGACCAUUAUUAUGGAAGUAGAUGACCCUCUAAUUGUCAUUAAAGAUGAGGUUAUUGAAGAAAUUUCUCAAGAUGUUAAAACUCACAGUAAUACGAUGGAUAACGAAGAUUAUUCAUCAAACACAGAUGAUGACUUUCAAACAGAUGAUGCCGAUACGGAUGAUGAAGAAAUAGCUAAUAAAUCAACUAAAAAGAAAAAAAGUACAUCACCGUCAACUAUUGAGAAAUUUAUAAAAUCCAAACCUAAUAUGCAAACAUUGAUAGAACUUUAUAAAAAUCAACCAAACUUGUGGAAUAAAGAUUUACAUUUUUAUCAUUUUAGAGAUAAAAGACAGUCAUUUCUUGAAGAAACUACUAAAGAUUUGAAUAAUAAACUGAAUUCUAAAUUUACAUACAAAGAAGUAUCAGAUAUUAUUAACUACAUAUAUCGAAAACACCGAAAAGAUUUCAAAAGGCUUCGACUUUACGAGGAAGACGAAAAAACUUCUAAUGACAAGAAAUAUAAACGUUGCUGGUUUUAUGAUGAUUUAUAUUUCUUAAGGCCUAAAACGAAAAUACAACUACAGAAAUUGGAUGUAAAUUUACCAGAUUUAACUACAGAGCAAGUUACCAAAAUAAUACAAAUAUAUAGAGAAUUUCCACAUCUUUGGAACACAAAUCUAGUAGAAUUUAUGUGUACAAAUAAACGUCACGAAGCUUAUAUUGAAAUGUUGAAGAGUUUGGAAACAAAUAUGAACAUUAAUAUAAAUGUAACUGUUUUGGAAGAAUAUUUACGCACUAUACAUUAUUACUUUUCAAGAGAAAAACGUCUUCGUAAGCAAAAGAAAAUUGAUGCUAAAUCGAAAACUCCUGCAGAGGAUUACUACGAGCACCUGUUAUAUUUGUAUGACCAUGAGGGACCAUUUAAUUGCUCCGAAUGUAAUCGGUUAUUUGAAAAAACUUUAGGAUUUAAAGUUCACAAAUCCACUCACGAUGAUUCAAUACCAUUUACAUGUUCUCAGUGCAAGAAAGAGUUCAAAACAAUUAAAUCGUAUACAAUUCAUGCUAAACGCCACUUUGAGGAUCUUGAAUUUGUAUGCACUGAAUGCAAUAGAAAAUUCGUGGCUUACGCCGAUCUUAGAGUACACUUACUAACUCAUUCUGGAAAUGGACCACACUUCUGCGAAAUAUGUGGCACAUCCUAUCCCCGUAUACAUAGUUUUAAAAGACACCAGAGACGUCAUGAAAAACGAUAUACUCACACAUGUCAUAUUUGUUCGAAAGGGUAUUAUUCUAAAGAUCGAUAUGAUGAUCAUAUGAAUUCUCACAUGAACAUAAGACAACAUAUUUGUCAAUUGUGCGGCAAGGGAUUUAUUACUAGCAGAGCAUUAAAGACACACUCAGUCACCCAUGAAGAUGCCAGAAAUCACGCAUGCAAGUUGUGUGGCAAAACGUUUAAACUCAAAAUUGGAGUAUUACAACAUAUGCGAACUCAUGGCAGCAGAUUUGAAAUUGAAGAUAAAAAUUAAAUACAUUUACAUAUAAUAUUGUAGUAGUAUAUAAAAUUCAGUUGAGUAUUGAUGUUUUUCAAGAUAAUGUUUUUAUUGAAGUGAAAAUUUUUGAUAAAAAUACAAAACAUAAAAUACAAUAUUCAAAAA